Messenger RNA from Capsicum annuum, 1769 nucleotides. Its product is annotated as UDP-glucose flavonoid 3-O-glucosyltransferase 6. Gene Ontology annotation, molecular function: UDP-glycosyltransferase activity. NCBI's taxonomy places the organism in Eukaryota, Viridiplantae, Streptophyta, Magnoliopsida, Solanales, Solanaceae. The coding region runs from base 1 to 1560 and encodes 519 amino acids. The record is from RefSeq and is a predicted model, not a curated record. The transcript is spliced from 3 exons.
AUGGUCUUCUAUAUAACCAAUCAAAAGGGUAGCAAUAACAGUCCAAUCCACAAAGUUCAGUUUCAGUAUCAAAGUUCAAGUUUGUAUAAGCCUUUGAGCCAAAAAAGAAAAAUGACAAGUAGCAAGAAAAUAGAGUUAAUCUUCAUUCCUUCUCCAGGAGUUGGUCAUUUAGUGUCCACAGUAGAAAUGACAAAGCUUCUCAUAACUAGAGAAAAACACAUGUCCAUUACAGUCCUCAUCAUGCAAUUACCUCAUGACAACAAGAUCUCUUCGUAUAUCAAAUCAGUCGCCAAUUUCAGUCCGCGUUUGAAAUUCAUUCAACUCCCUCAGGAUGACUCUGUGUUGCAGCUACUUCAGAGCAAUCUUUUCAUCUUGUUUGUUGCUGGUCAUAAGCCUGCAGUUAGAGAUGUUGUUGCUGAAAUUAUCAAGUCACAAUCACAUAUUACACUAGCAGGUAUUGUCAUCGACAUGUUUUGCACCUCUAUGAUAGACGUGGCCAAUGAAUUUGAGCUACCAACCUAUAUAUUCUACACCUGUGGUGCAGCCACUCUCGGUCUUAUGUUCCAUUUACAAAACCUUAGUGAUGAAUUUAACAGAGAUAUUACUAAUUACAAAGAUGAACCUGAAGCAGAACUUUCUAUAUCAACAUAUUUCAAUCCAUUUCCAGCAAAAUGUUUGCCCUCUGGAGUGUUGGACACGGAAGAUGGAGCCACCAUUCUCGAUCUUACACGAAGGUUUCGAGAAACCAAAGGCAUUAUGAUAAACACAUUUGUUGAACUCGAGCCCCAUGCAAUAAAAUCCCUUUCAAGAGACAAGAAUAUACCACCGGUAUACCCUGUCGGACCCGUGUUGAACCUUAAUAACGUUCAAGGUGACAACUUGAGUUCAUCAGACCAGAAUAUUAAGAAAUGGUUAGAUGAUCAACCCCCUUCAUCUGUAGCGUUCCUCUGUUUUGGUAGCGGAGGAAGUUUCGAAAAAGAGCAAGUUAAGGAAAUAGCUUAUGCUCUGGAGAAUAGUGGGUGUCGGUUUUUGUGGUCAUUGAGGCAACCACCACAGAAAGAUGCAAAGCUUCCAAGUGACUAUGAAAAUCUUGAAGAAGUAUUGCCAGAAGGGUUCUUGCAAAGAACACAAGGGAUUGGAAAGGUGAUAGGAUGGGCACCUCAGUUGGCAAUUUUAUCUCACAAAGCAGUGGGAGGCUUUGUGUCACAUUGUGGAUGGAACUCGAGUUUGGAAAGCAUUUAUUUUGGAGUGCCAAUGGCUACUUGGCCAAUGUACGCAGAGCAGCAAGCGAAUGCAUUUCAAUUGGUUAAGGAUUUGGGAAUGGCAGUCGAGAUUAAAUUGGAUUACAGAAAGGAUCCGAAAGUGACGAUGGGCCAAGAAUUUAUAGUGAAAGCAGAGGAGAUUGAGAAAGCAAUAAGGGAACUUAUGGACCCGGAAAAUAAAAUCCGAAUUAAAGUAAAAGAGAUGAAGGAGAAGAGUAGAGCAGCAACCAUGGAAGGUGGCUCUUCUUACACGUCUAUUGGAGGUUUCAUCCAGAGUAUCAUGGAGAAUACUCGAUGAUUAGCCGUUUUUUCUGGCUAAUAGCACUGGAUAUAUGACAGUAUAAUAAUACAAUUUAUGUGCAUUUUGUAGUUUGAUCGAUAUAGUUGGUUAUGCACCCUCGUUCUAAGUUAUUAGUAAAGGUUUUGCCUAUGCUGAGCACAACCCAAAAUUGUGUUGGUUGUUGUAAUAUCUUUUCUUAAUCUCAAUUUGUUUCAUGUGACAUCAAA